AUGAUGUUUGCAGCUGAUAUUUUUGAAAAACUGAAUGAGCUGAAUGUGACAUUGCAGGGAAAGGGGUUGUUUCCUCAUGAAAUGUGGACACACAUCAAAGCAUUUAAAACAAAACUAGGUCUGUUUGCAAGGCAAGCAAAUGAUGGUAAAUUUUGUCAUUUCCCUUUACUAGGGAAACAGAAAGUACCUGGAAGUGAUUCAGCUAAAAUUAGGGAUUAUUUGCAGAGUUUAGAGGCUGAGUUUACUACAAGAUUUCAGGAUUUUAAGAAAAUUGAGCCUCAAUUUCAUGUCUUAUUGUAUCCCAUCACUGCUGAUAUUGAUACUGCACCACAGGAGCUGCAACUUGAACUGAUUGACAUGCAGGCAGUUCACACACUGAAAGAAAUAUUUAGUGCUGUAACUUUCGUUGACUUUUAUAAAUCUUUGUCAGCUGAAAAAUUUCCAUGUAUCAAGAAAUUUGCAGGCAAAAUGUUCUCCAUAUUUGGAUCAACGUAUAUUUGUGAACAAAGUUUUUCUUGCUUAAAUAUCAACAAAAGCAAAUACCGAAACUGUUUAACAGACAGUAAUUUGCAGGCUGUCAUGAGAAUAUCAACUAGCAGUCUGACUCCUGAUUUUAAAAAAAAUGUGCAAAAUUGUGAUAGAAUGCAAUUGUCCCAUUAA
This is a messenger RNA of Schistocerca serialis cubense, 660 nucleotides long. RefSeq names its product general transcription factor II-I repeat domain-containing protein 2A-like. Gene Ontology annotation, molecular function: protein dimerization activity. The coding region runs from base 1 to 660 and encodes 219 amino acids. The transcript has a single exon. NCBI's taxonomy places the organism in Eukaryota, Metazoa, Arthropoda, Insecta, Orthoptera, Acrididae. The record is from RefSeq and is a predicted model, not a curated record.